Messenger RNA from Hippocampus comes (tiger tail seahorse), 1641 nucleotides. RefSeq names its product protein O-glucosyltransferase 1 (gene poglut1). Gene Ontology annotation, cellular component: endomembrane system. The transcript is spliced from 11 exons. Lineage: Eukaryota; Metazoa; Chordata; Actinopteri; Syngnathiformes; Syngnathidae. The coding region runs from base 46 to 1206 and encodes 386 amino acids. Gene Ontology annotation, molecular function: UDP-xylosyltransferase activity; UDP-glucosyltransferase activity. The record is from RefSeq and is a predicted model, not a curated record. Gene Ontology annotation, biological process: positive regulation of Notch signaling pathway; protein O-linked glycosylation.
CACACGCCUCUUCCAAACUCAGACAAAGCUUUCAGAUCGAGGAAAAUGGAGCGCUGCUAUGUGUGGGUCUUUGUAUUUGUGCUGCAAGGGUGCAUUUUGUCCCUGCUUUGUGAAGCAGGCAAACAGACAAUAAAGGACAUGAUAUCUGAGGCUGUUAAAGUACAUACUGGGUGUAAUUCUGUCAACUGUAGUUGCCAUCUAAAGGUCUUGCAGCAAGACUUGGCUCCCUUUCAGGGAGGAAUUUCAGAGAAUCUCAUGGCUUCGACAAUCCAAAGAGGGAUGGGCACCCACUACCAGAUCAUUGGACAUAAAUUGUACAGGGAACAUAACUGCAUGUUUCCAGCCAGGUGCAGUGGGGUUGAGCAUUUCAUAUUAGAGGUGAUUGACAAAUUACCUAAUUUGGAGAUGGUGGUAAAUGUCAGGGAUUAUCCUCAAAUGCCCAAUUGGGUGCAGCCUACUUUACCUGUUUUCUCCUUCAGUAAGACUUCAGACUACCAGGACAUCAUGUACCCGGCGUGGACGUUUUGGGAGGGCGGCCCCGCAGUGUGGCCCAUAUAUCCCACCGGCCUGGGACGAUGGGAUCUAAUGAGACACGAUCUCAAAAAGUCUGCAGCUCAGUGGCCGUGGAAGAAAAAAGAGUCGAAAGGAUUCUUCAGAGGAUCCCGAACGAGUCCAGAGCGUGACCCGCUGAUCCUGCUUUCUCGAGAGAGGCCAGAGUUGGUCGAUGCAGAAUACACAAAAAACCAGGCCUGGAAGUCUGACAAGGACACUCUCGGGAGAGCACCAGCCAAAGAAAUCCCACUGGUUGACCACUGCAAGUAUAAGUAUUUAUUCAACUUCCGAGGAGUGGCGGCCAGCUUUCGUUUCAAGCAUCUCUUUCUUUGCGGUUCGCUGGUGUUCCACGUGGGGAGCGAAUGGCAAGAGUUUUUCUACCCUCAACUCAAGCCCUGGGUGCACUACAUCCCCGUGAAGCAGGAUCUCUCUGAUGUCAGAGAGUUACUCCAGUUUGUCAAAGACAAUGAUUCCAUCGCGCAAGAAAUUGCCAUCAGAGGCAUGGAGUUUGUCUCAGAGCACCUGCAAAUGCGAGAUGUUUCCUGCUACUGGGAGCGACUCCUCACAGAGUUCAGUCAGCUUCUCACCUACCAACCCAAAAGACGGAACGACUACAGUCAGAUAAUGCACAAGCCCGGCAAGACUGAGCUAUGAUCAAGAAACUGUUGCUGGCAAGCUGUCGUGAAGGGACAUUUUUUUACCAAAUGCGUUUGUUCUCUUCGAAGCAAUGUUCUAAUAAUUACACGGAAAGCAUUACCUUGAAUAUGUUGUAGUAUUCACAUUACAGGGUGUACAGUUUGUAUUUAUUGAACAAAUGUGCUAAUGUUCCACCGACACAGUGUGUUUACUCGACCAAAAAGCUGUGAUGACGCAUCUGGUCCAAGUAGAGGACAUCCAAUCUUUUAAAUACGUUUGUGUUUCUAGACAGUAAAAUUUGCGGUACUCAAUACAGACUUGACCUGACAUUCUGCAUUUUCUGCAUGUUAACAUUUACUCGGAUUACAUAUUUUUGAAUAUGUUUGAUGCUGUAUUUAUUUAUGUUUCAUGCGGUUUUCGAAUUAAAAUCAUUGUUUUUCUGUUGCACUAUAA